GUUAACAAGAAAGAUGUUCUCCAGGCUUAUCGGGGGCUCCCUACAAAUGCCAAACAAGAACUACUCACUAUCAUCGAUGCACAACUCGUCUCUCGAGUGAAUGAAAUACAUAAGGAAGCGAAGAGAGAGGACAUUCUUUGCACGCGUCAGCAGCCUAAGUCUAAACGCCUCGUUGGCCUGUCAGCGUUCUACCUCUUCAACAGUACCAAACUGAUGCAAGGGAUUCUCGAUCCUUUGGGAGCUCAAGCCCUUGCCCAUGAUCGCAGCAUCAAACCAGACGUGCUUCAGCCUAAGUAUCACACAGUACUCAAUGAGACGCUGCUCCCGUUCAUUCAAGAUCGAUGUGAAGAUUUUCUUGCCAAUGCUAAGAGGAUGCGCUCGAGGAUUGUACGGCGAACUGAGGUAGCGUUUGCUGGUCUACAGCAGACUUGA
Perkinsus marinus ATCC 50983 is the source of this 432-nucleotide messenger RNA. RefSeq lists its product as hypothetical. The annotation marks the transcript as partial. NCBI's taxonomy places the organism in Eukaryota, Perkinsozoa, Perkinsida, Perkinsidae. The transcript is spliced from 4 exons. The record is from RefSeq and is a predicted model, not a curated record.